This is a messenger RNA of Gasterosteus aculeatus aculeatus (three-spined stickleback), 4817 nucleotides long. Lineage: Eukaryota; Metazoa; Chordata; Actinopteri; Perciformes; Gasterosteidae. The record is from RefSeq and is a predicted model, not a curated record.
CCCUUCUCCGUUUAUACAGAUUUCUUCACUUUUGCACAAAUGCGGAUACCUCCACCCCCUCACACGUCUACCCCCCUUCUUAAUAUGUAGCUUAUUAAAUUAGUUUCGCCCCGUUUAGUGUCCCCCUCUCAUCCUCCCGCUGGAGUGUCGCCGUCCUGGUCGGUUGUGUUUACGAAUCCUGCCUGCAAAGCCACGUACAGAAAGCCAAUUAAAAUAGCUGUUGUGCCUAGUUACAACUCACCGGUUAGCUCGACAGUUUGUUGAGGAUGUUAAAAAGUGAAGAAAAAUUGAAUGUCUUUUAAUAAUGCACAUUUAAAGGGAAGCUUCUCAACAACGGUUUCGAUUACAGCAUUAACAUAUUCAGGUGUUUCCUCAGAGAAAACAGAGGAGAAGAUUCCCAGAGAUCUGUCCAACUCGUCCUAUCGACGAGCGCAUGGCAGUAAACCACUCGCCGGAAGAUUAAACCAAGCGCCCUCGGCCCCCAGAGCGUUGCCCUCGUCGAUGCCGCUCGGCCCCCGUCGUUGCAAAUGGCUUGCUGCUUGAAGGACGAGCUCCUCUGUUCCAUCUGCCUCAGCAUCUACCAGGACCCCGUCAGCUUCGGCUGCGAGCACUACUUCUGCAGGAAGUGCAUCACCGAGCACUGGAGCAGGCAGGAGCUCCACGGGGUGCGCGACUGUCCCGAGUGCCGCAGGACCUUCACGGACCCCCUCCUCUCGCCCAGUCUCAAGCUGUCCAACAUCGUGGAGCGCUACUCGGCCUUCCCGCUGGACGCCAUCCUCAACGCCCAGCGGAGCUCCUACCCCUGCAAGGACCACGAGAAGGUCAAGCUCUUCUGCCUCACCGACAAAAGUCUGGUGUGCUUCUUCUGCGACGAGCCGGCGCUACACGAGCAGCACCAGGUGACGACGAUCGACGAGGCGUACGAGGAGAUACAGGAGCUCUGGAGGCUUUCCAGAUCUACAAUCCUGAAAGAGAGCAUGAAGCGCACGGAGGGGCCCGUCCCACCACCAGCUUGGCACGCUCGCCCUUCCACAUCCACAAGUGGGGCGGUCGGGUUCGCAAAGUCUCAUUGCUUCACCAGACGAACACAAACAUCGGCGCGAGGCGGCGGAUGGAUGGUGCAAUUAUUUUCUUUAAGAUUACAAAGUAAAAGGGAGAUGAAGGAGCAGCUGGCCACCCUGCAGGACAGUGAGAAGGGACACACUGAGGCCCUGCAGCUCCUGCAGAGACAACUUACUGAGACCAAGUCCUCAGCCAAGAGUCUGCGCGCAACCAUCGGCGACGCGUUCGAGCGCCUCCACCGCUUCCUGCGCGAGCGCCAGAAGAGCAUGCUGGAGGAGCUGGAGACGGACACGGCCCGCAAGCUGGCCGACAUCGAGCACAAGAUCCAGCGCUACAGCCAGCAGCUGCGCGACGUCAAGGAGGGCAUCCAGAUCCUGCAGGAGCGCCUCAACGAGACGGAAAGGCACGACUUCCUGGAGGGAAUAGCCGUCACAUCUGAGAGGUGCUUCACCUGCUCCGAGUUUGCUAAAGCAGUCCCAGUAUCAUCACUGCGCUGCGAUAAGAACGAAAAUGUGGUUGUAAACACAUUCGCUUCAAGACGGAUCAGGAUAAAAGGGAAGAUACAUGAGACCAAUCUGACGUAUGAAGACUUCCCGACAUCCAAGUACAUGGGGCCCUUACAGUACACAAUAUGGAAGUCUCUCUUCCAGGAUAUCUCACCGGUGCCGGUGGCGUUGACCCUCGACCCCAUCACCGCCCACCAAAGACUGAUCCUCUCGGACGACUGCACCAUAGUGGCCUACGGGAAUCUCCACCCGCAACCCCUGCAGGACUCCCCACGCCGCUUCGACGUGGAGGUCUCCGUUCUGGGCGCCGAAGGCUUCAUGUCGGGGGUCCACUACUGGGAGGUGAUGGUGUCGGAGAAGACCCAGUGGAUGAUCGGCGUGGCCCACGAGACAGUCAGCCGCAAGGGCAGCAUCCAGAUCCAGCCCAGCCGCGGCUUCUACUGCAUCGUCAUGCACGACGGCAACCAGUACAGCGCCUGCACCGAGCCGUGGACCCGCCUCAACGUGAAGAGCAAGCUGGAGAAGGUGGGCGUGUACCUAGACUACCACAAGGGCCUGCUCAUCUUCUACAAUGCAGACGACAUGUCCUGGCUCUACACCUACCGGGAGAAGUUCCCCGCCAAGGUCUUCCCCUACUUCAGCCCGGGCCAGAGCCACGCCAACGGCAAGAACGUGCAGCCGCUGCGCAUCAACACCGUACGCCUUUAAGAGCCGCAGCCACAGAUGAGACUUUCAGGAAAUCUAUUUAAAAAAAUAUGAUAAUAAUAGAAAAGUUCAAAUUUUAACGGGGGGUGUGUGAAAUGUUUAUUCCUUUGAUUCCAGUUAAGAAUUGUCCAUGAUGUUGCUGUUAAAGCCUGCGCUGUUAUUUUUGUGUCACUUGAAACGAUUGUACAAAAACGGCCUUGAGCCUCAUUCCGCAUCUUUAAUUGAGAAGAUGACACUAAGUGGAGACCGAGAGACCUCCGGGGGAUCUUCUGCCGUCUGUGGCAGUGAUGUUAAAAUUAAAAGAAUUUAAAUGUAUAAAGAGUUCACCCUCUUAAAGCACCCAGGGCCACCUUGCACUCUCCCAGGGGACGUUGCUCUCCCUUCUAAAGGGCCGGGCUUGCACGACUUCCUGUCUCCUCUCUUUCCAGGACAGGGGACGCUGAUGUCACUGUGCUCUCCUUCUUUCGUGCUGUGCAGUUGGCUUAGCUCUGUGUGCGCAGCGUCCAGCAGUGGACCUUGAACCCCCGGGUCCGUUGACACUUUAUACCCCCGUCUGAGCCCGUGACCUCGGUUCCCCCGCGGGUCACGUAACUGAAUCAAAAAGCUGGGCGUAGGCGUCCCUGUCCCCCCCCGUCCCCCCGUCCAGUCACACCCAUGUAGGAAAGUGUGUUUGGAGCUGGAGGUCCAGAAAUAUGCUGCUAUGAUGCAUUGAGGAUUUGCAUGUUUGGGUUCGGGUUCAUAGAACAAAGGUCUCUCAUCAUGCUGGCUCUUGUUUAGAGUUUCUGCACCAAAACCUCAAGUGAGCCACGGACCAGCACACACCAAGAACACCUGUGGGUCGUUCUGUCCACUCCUGUGUUGACUUUUGAGCACAGUCUGCUUCCAGCCGUGAUGUUUGACCAUAUGUCUUAAAAUGCAAAGAACGUUAAAUUAAGUUGGAGGCCUCUCUCGGUUCCCACCUCGGCACCGUGCCCCGGGCCAACAGUCCACCUUGGGAUAACUUUGCUGCUUUUCACACGCACAUCGUUAACCCAGAGUUGACCUGAGCCCAGGGCUGUACGAUCCACGCUGCUGCCCCGGGGUCACAUGCUGUUAACAUUCGGCGCUCCGUGGCUGAGGCGGGAGUCCGGGUUGGACUUCUUUGGGACGUGCCGGUGUGGGAGCUCAGCGAGGAGGGAAGCCGCCCGACUGCUGUAGAAGCUUAACUUCUCCGAUUUGAACCUCUGAAAGGUUGCAGAUGAAAUAAUACUCAAGCUCCACAGAGACCCGAUCGCUCUUAUUUGAGAUCAUAUAAAUAAUAAUAAUAAAUAAAAUCAAAGCUGUGUGUUUUGGGAAGUAGCAAUUAUCAAGGAAAAUAGUAAAGAAAGAACUGGCUCUUUAUUAUGCUAUUCCUGUGUGACUGGCACAGGGCCGCGGCUGUUUACUGAAUCUCUAAUAAUUUCCCUGAGGCUCGCCCGUGUUUAUUUCUUCGGCCCGAGGUGCUUCAAGUGCUGCUGUUUAUCAUUAGUUGGACACGGGUCCCUCGGAACACGUCCGGCCUAUUGAGAGACGUGUCUGUGGGUGGACAGCGAGGUUUGCGGCGGCUGCUUCGGCUGUACGGUUUAAAUCCAGCUUUGGUUGUGCUUGCUAAAGCCCAUCUGGUCCUCCCAGCACAUCCAUGCUGCAGCCAAACGUGAUCAUUUUGGAAUCGGGUACAACAGGUACAUUUCCAAAAGAAGAACAAACUAAAAUAAAAAUCAUCACACUUCCUUUUCCGCUGUGCAUUUGUGUGUGUUGUCCGUGUUGUCCAUGUAAAGGGAAAUUGGGUGCAGUGCUCUUGUUUUUGUAGGUGCAGUAGGAUGCAAACUACGGUCUGCCAGUGAUUCUCGGCAUUUGGUUUAACUUUUACAAAUCUGGAGGAUGCUCUUUCAGAUAUAGAGGUAUUUUUUCCUGGUCAUUCCUCAAACUGAAGUAAAUACCAGCCAGCUGGUGCUUCAAAACAAAUGCAUACAUUUGACCCCAGUUUGCUGUGUUUCUGACUUUGUUUGAAUAUUAGUAAGGGGAUUAUUUUCAGGUGGUGUUGGGUUCUUGGUGAUGGUAAUGACGUGAUUUGUCACAACAAUUUAUGAUAACUGACACUUUUAAUGAUUGUUCUUUUUGAUGAUGGCCCCUGUGCACCCAUCAUUGUGUGAACACACUGUAGUGUGCUUUAGCUGCAGCUGAGGUUUGUGGGUAAUGUAUUAAUGUACAAUAAAUUACUGCAAAAAAUCUGUUUGUCUCUUUAUCUGUGUCCUUCAAUGCAUUAAAAUAGAGACUGUAGUGCAUUGAUAGGUUUUUAAAUUAAAAGGUAAUAAUCUAACUAGUUUACAGUAGCCAUGACUGAAUGAAUAACCGAUGGGUCAGACACUGAAUUGUACUGUAUUAAAUGUGAAUGAAGUCGUGUUAAGGCCAAUGCUUUUAUAAAAGCACUUUAGCAUACUAGAUUGAAACAUCCCCUGUUUGCAAUCUGAGGGUUUGAAAAGCUAGAUAAUUUAAUAUGAAAAAUAAAAAUGUAUCUGCAUCAUA